UAAUCCUGUGUAAAACGACAAACGAUAUUUUGUUGACGGCACGAUGGAAAGUUUAUUUCCCGGGAACGUCAACGACUCGAGAGUUAGGUUUCACCUUGCUCUCGCCUCGGUCGGCACAUCCGUUAAACUUUUCAAAUUAGACGCGUGCGUACGUUGAUGCGGGUGAUUUUUCGGAAAAAUCUGCGGCUGUGUGUGUUUAUCACCGGUUUAAGCACGCGUAAAAAAAACGACCCGUCGUUAGAGUCGUUGAUCUCGUCAGGAUCUUCCAUAUUGUCGUCAUGGAAUCCGAGGACACUCGGCCGACCAUCUAUUACUCGGAAAAAUAUUACGACGACCAGUACGAGUACAGACAUGUUGUUUUACCAAAAGAGAUGGUAAAACAAGUGCCAAGGACUCACCUGCUGUCGGAACCAGAAUGGAGAGCCAUGGGAGUUCAACAGAGUCAAGGAUGGGUACAUUAUAUGAUUCAUGAACCUGAGCCACAUAUUCUAUUAUUCAAAAGAAAAAUAACAACACCUCCAGAGACGAGAAAAUAAAUGAAUGCGCUACACCUAUUUUAUUUCACAUUUUUGUAAAUAACCAACAUAGAUCAUGGUCAUAUUUAUUUGUGGAACACAAGUUUUAUUAUGUGAUCUCCGUAUUAUUUACCAUUACUUUUUCUCAUCUAUCAACAACAAUACUUUGCACGAUGUAGGAUUUUACUUUUUACAAAGUUGACUUAGAAAAUCAGUUUAAUACAAAUCACAUGUUCAAACUUUUUUUAAUUCAAAUUCCACAGAUUAAAUUAUGUUCAUGGUCUUUGUGCUUUCAAAUUACUUGCCAUUUGUCAAAGAUGUCAAGCAAGUAUGCUGUAUAUAUGUCUAUAGUGAAUCCUAGUUAAUUAUUAAUUUUAUUGUCACUAAUUUUAGUUUUUCACGUUGAAACUUGAAGAACGAAAGAGAUAGUUUUGCAACAUAUCAGUUAUAACAUAGUAAAAUAUUCUAGUUGUUUCCAAAGGUUGUAGCAUCACGGAGCGAAGUAACAAAUAAGAAUUUCUUGUGAUUACAGUGUCAUGUAGAAACGUACUUUUUAAAAUCGUAGUCGUUACAUUAAUGUACUCAGCGAUUGUUCAU
Messenger RNA from Pseudomyrmex gracilis, 1112 nucleotides. It is a transcript of the gene Cks30A, whose product is annotated as cyclin-dependent kinases regulatory subunit. Gene Ontology annotation, cellular component: cyclin-dependent protein kinase holoenzyme complex; SCF ubiquitin ligase complex. Lineage: Eukaryota; Metazoa; Arthropoda; Insecta; Hymenoptera; Formicidae. The transcript has 3 exons. The coding region runs from base 279 to 536 and encodes 85 amino acids. Gene Ontology annotation, biological process: regulation of mitotic cell cycle. The record is from RefSeq and is a predicted model, not a curated record. Gene Ontology annotation, molecular function: cyclin-dependent protein serine/threonine kinase activator activity; protein kinase binding; ubiquitin binding.